AUGGGCUGCUGCGCUUCGAAGGAAAAGCAACCGAGGCCGGAGGCCGCUGCGGGGCCCACCGCGAAGCCCGCUGCCGCCACCAAAGGGGACACGUCAAAGGCUCCCGCCCAGGCGCCCACGGAGAAUGUUGUGAAGGUCGAGGGGGUGGUCCAGAAACGGGCAACUGUGCCGGAGGAGGUGCUGGAGCGAUUAAGGCGAGUGAUGGAGGCACGGCAGGCAACCUACAAGUAUGGAAAGUGCACCGUGGAGGGUGGCGAGGGCUCCUCCUUUUUUCCUCCCCGAGGACUCUGCCACCUCAUUAAGAAGGGCGACACAUGGUUCCUACAUAACGACACCAUGAAUUAUGAGAUGCAUGUGAAUUGCAAAUUUAGCCCGGACUCCAGCGUCAUUCCUCUCGGCUCCUCCAUAAAAAAAGAUGAGGAGGACGGCUCGGCUAUUGUCUCUGCUGUGGUGUAUCCCCUUGAUACGGUUGAGUUCUUGUGUGGGGAAAAGGGAAUGUACAGGUCGGAUGUAUUUGCGCAGGCACUCUCAGAGGAGUACCGGCAGGGCCUUCAGGUCCUCACCCAAGCUGCCACGGAGGAGCUGCAAAGAGUUAUAGAAUUGGCAGACGGCUCGGUUGACGAAGAAGGAAUACUUUGUAAAUGUAUUGAAACAAGCACCCCUUAUGUGGAUCUGACCUUUCAGCCCUCUGAAAAGAUGCUUUACCGCCCCGAUGUAGAUGGCCGGCCCAUUGCAGCGGUGGAGAUCAGAAGGUCAACGGAAUGUCACGGUGUAAACCGGAGAAAAGUUGAUGCCAUUUGUGGCACUGUCAUUCCGCAGUGCAUUGAUCCUGGUCAUUUGUGUGAUAAUUGGCUUAUGUGUGCGGUGGCUGCCUUGGCAGAGGAUGAGGAGCGUGUAAAGGAGAUGUUUGCGCUUUGUAAACCAGAAGAAACGCACCUCGGUGCAUAUCGUGUUUCUCUCAACAAGAACGGGUGGUGGAAGAAUGUUCUGUUAGACGAUUUUUUGCCCACUGUUAAUGAAGUUCCAUGUUUUGCACGUGUGCUGGACGAUCCAUCGGAGUUGUGGGUGUCACUAUUACAAAAGGCGUACGCCAAAUUGCACGGAUCGUACUCCAGCAUCACGGGCGGGGAUGCCUCACAUGCCCUACGGGACUUCACAGGCGCUCCAUCGUACCGUUUUGAUGAGGCGUGGGUGAACGCCACCAAGGGGUAUGGGGGUGUUAAUGAGCUGCUGGGCAAACUCACUCGCUACCUGGAGGCUGGUAACAUUGUUCUUUUGAACACACCCGCGGGGAAGAGCACCAAGCAGAAUGCAAAGCCCGGCUUGAGGGACGGUUACACGUACUGCCUGAAGGAGGUACGUCAGUUCCAAAAUUUUGGCAUUACGAUGCUAAAAAUUCAAAACCCGUGGGAGCCGACGGAGCCGUGGACAGGGGCAUGGUGUGCGGGCAGCAGCGACUGGGACCAGUACGAGGAGGUGCGUCUUGUCUGUAAUCCGGACUUUUCUAUAAACGAUGGGUCCUUCUGGAUGGAGUGGAGCGACGCCACCAAGCAGUUUGACGGAUGCAGCGUCGUAUUGCUGUCACGAGAUCCGGUGUAUGACUACCGCGUGCGUGGUGAAUUCAGUUACGUGGAACCCAAUGUUGUCCUGAUGGUGCGUGCCGCCGAGCCCGUGGAGGUGAUGCUCACUCUCACGCAGUUGGAUAAGCGAGGUGUGCCUUUGGAUAUGCCGGAUGCGCGGCACUCCCCGUUGAUGAUCAGCGUCUCACGUGCCGAGGGCAAUAAGCAGCUGGUGCACAAGAACAGCUCGGGUGAUCCGGAGUCACCUAGCGAUGCGUUCACGUUUGUCGUUUCUCGCGAAGUUGCCAUGAAUUACAAAUUUGAGCCGAGCGAAGGGCCGUACUUUGUGCUUCCCCGCAUUCACCGCAAGGGAACAUCGGAGGGACGGCAGAAGGAGUUUGUUAUCGGCAUUCGUUCCUCCACGCCGCUGGACGGGAAGCUCGACAUUCAGUUCACGAAACUCAGCGCCACCAACCCCGCGCUGCACAACCGCGUGUUGUUUGUCGUGGAGGACGCAGGCGAAGUCAUUCGGCCGCUGCAGAAGAAAAUGCCGGGAGAGGCGGCAGUGACAAGCGCCGGGAGUAAGUUGUCCACAGCGAUGAUCCCUGAGAAGCAGGAAGAAGAAGAAGAAGAAAAGGAAGAGGAGGAGGAGGAACGGGAACAACAAGAACAACAAGAAGAAGAACUGCAGGAGGAAGAAAGGGAGGAAGAAGAAGGAGGAAAUGAUGUCGAGAGGAAACUCUCGCGACACGACGAGUACCCGCAGGAAGAAAGCCCAAAGAAGGCGCAUGUGAACGGCAUCGUGGACGCCAACGGCGUGGCGGAUGACAUCGCCGUUAAAAUGAACGGCCACGCGGAGUAA
Messenger RNA from Trypanosoma cruzi, 2421 nucleotides. Its product is annotated as cytoskeleton-associated protein CAP5.5, putative. The transcript has a single exon. The coding region runs from base 1 to 2421 and encodes 806 amino acids. Gene Ontology annotation, biological process: proteolysis. Gene Ontology annotation, molecular function: calcium-dependent cysteine-type endopeptidase activity. The record is from RefSeq and is a predicted model, not a curated record. NCBI's taxonomy places the organism in Eukaryota, Euglenozoa, Kinetoplastea, Trypanosomatida, Trypanosomatidae.